AUGUUGAAAGAGAAAGGCUUUGCUUUUGACUGUGCUUUCACCAGUGUACUGAAGAGGGCCAUCAAGACUCUUUACCUGAUCCAAGAAGAGCUAGACCUUCACUGGAUUCCUGUCACUCGACACUGGAGGCUUAAUGAAAGGCAUUAUGGUGCACUUCAGGGACUUAACAAAGCUGAAACUGCCCAGAAAUAUGGAGAAGAUCAAGUCAAGAUUUGGAGACGAUCCUAUGAUGUUCCCCCUCCACCUCUAGAAGAAGGUGAUUCUCGCUGUGCUAGUGGCCAGAAGGCUUAUGCCGAUCUUGAUAAGAAAGUGAUUCCCAAAUGUGAGUGUCUCAAAGAUACAGUUGCCAGAGCCCUGCCUUUCUGGCAUGAUGUUAUUGUUCCAGCAUUGAGAUCUGGUAAGAAACCAAUCAUUGCUGCUCAUGGUAAUAGCCUUCGUGCCAUGGUAAAAUACCUGGACAAGAUGACUGACAAUGAAAUCCUCAACCUUAACAUCCCCACAGGAAUUCCUUUGGUGUAUGAACUGGAUAAUAAUUUGAAUCCCAUCAAACACUAUUAUGUUGCUGAUGAGGCAACAGUGAAAGCUGCUAUGGAUAAAGUGGCUAACCAAGGCAAAGCUAAGUAA
This is a messenger RNA of Acanthosepion pharaonis, 624 nucleotides long. The record is from the annotation of a GenBank genome assembly. Lineage: Eukaryota; Metazoa; Mollusca; Cephalopoda; Sepiida; Sepiidae.